AUGGGUAAAAGCGGCCAUUUUGUUUCCUCUGCCAGCUGUGCUGUCUCUAUCUUAUUCGUGUCCAGGAAAAUGUCUGGAGGAGAUACCACAAUGGCUUUUAAGACUUGGGAAUUGUCAAACAAUAUCGAGACAGUGAACAGCGUGGACGAAAUUUUCAAGUUUGACCGCCAACAACAGCAAGAAAUUCUCCAAGCAAAACCUUGGCAGAAAGAGUGAGUUCCUCUAGUGCAACAAUCUUAAUAAGAAAGCCUGUAAAAAUGUGUUGUUUUUAGUUUAUUUUAUUUAAGCGAAAUUUAAAUUUUAUUUUAUUUUAACUUUUCAGCCCACACUACUUCAAGAACAUAAAAAUUUCCGCCUUGGCAUUGUUAAAAAUGGUAGGGAAUGUAAUAUACCAUGUCUGGUACAUAUUGCCACAUUUUUUGCUCUAAAGAACUCUGAGAUUUGACUCUAUCCCUGGAGAUUAGCGCGCAAAUGCAAACUUAUUUCCAGUUGUUGCCAUGGCUUAGACUGUUCACAGUUCCCUAUUUUUGUGUAAGAUCAUCGAGGUCGAAGACUUUGCAUUGCGGGGGACCAUCUUAGAUGAGUGUCAAAUCUACUAAAGGGGUUGUGGGACGAUUUGGGAAGAAGCAGGAAAAAUAGAGGGACUGUCCAAACAUGACUGACACUCGUGCGUCUGGGAGCGUGAUAGGAAUUUCACACCUUGUACCAUUCAUCAAUUUAUUAACCAAUUUCUGCUUAUGAUGAAAAACAUACCAGGCACAUUUAGCAUUGAUUUCGUGUGUCUACAAACUUGUUCUUUUGAAACAGUGAUUACGAUAGAAUUACAAGGAAAUUUUUCCAAAUAACAUCAGCAAGCAUAUACACAGUUGAAACAUUUUGCCAAUCUAAGCGGCAAGCAUGCUUUAAUUCUUUAACACUGAUUAACCCAUUCACUCCUGGAGAUUUUGCCGAAAAACGCGUUUUGAAGCUAGUCAAGUGGUUUUCUGGUCACUGUUGUGCUAUAAAGAGCAAAAACUUACCACAAACCGGUUUACAGGUUGUACACUUCACGGCCUUCUGAUCCAGAUGCAAAAUUUCAGCUUGCGAAGUUUGGGCAUGCGCAGAAAUCAAAAUUUCGAGAUAGUUUUUGGGGUUAAAAGUGACACAGCAGUCUUGACUUUUACUUUUCACUUUCUCUCCUCCCCUCUUUUUUUGCUUUUCUUGCCUCAUUUUUUUCCCUCUUGCUGGGCAUUUUGUAGGCUUUGUUUUGGUGGGAAGAGUUGUAAGGAAAGCUUUUAGGAUCAUAGGAUUAGGUGAAAGGAAAAGUAGCUGAGCAAUGGAACAAGAUUUUCAUGGAGAUUUUCAGGUCAAUGUCACAUGGUUUUUUGCUUCUUUCUCCAGUGUCCUUCACUGAAUUGUGCUUAUUCUGGUAUGGUUUGAAAGAUCUCUUCACUAUGCUCAAGUUAGCAGACAAAGUUGUCCUUGAUCGUUAAAACUGAUGACGUCACAAAGGGUAGAAAGGACGCGGAUCUGCACGGGCGGUUACAGGCGGUUCAGGAGCGAAUGGGUUAAAACAGUUAAACCUCCAAAUGAAAAGCCAGAAAUUUCUGGCACGGUUCUUUGUAGUGUUUCAAUUCAUUUGGCAGAAACCUUGUUGCUUUUUUCAACACUCCCCAGAUGUCUGAAAGUAUUGAACAUUAUAUUGAACAAUACCCUGGAAAAUCCCUUGUGUGUUUGCACAAAAUGUGCCUUGCAAAUUCUCAAUAGCAUCAGGUUUUGAAAACAGUAUUUGCAUACUUGUAAAUGGUUUUAUCUCAUCCCUACUCCAUGAAAUGUCAAGAAGAGUCUGUCCUGGUUCACAUGAAUUGAAAAUAAAUUCUUUUCCCAGUUUAGUGAGCCCAGUCUAGCCACGACUGGAAAUCCUCUGCAUUUGUUGGCUACUGAAGAUUUGUUACUUACCCCACAACUGGUGGGUGCAGCUGACACAGGUCGUUUUGCCCAAAAGUCAAUUUCCCCAUGAAAAUUUGCCUGGAAUCAAGUCGAUUCACCCGAUGUUUGUUUGUAAUUCUUUAAGCCUGAUGAAAAGGAAUAAGCUUGGAAGACAUAAGGGUACCAGUUCAUGUUUUUUGCUUGUUUCGUGUGAUUUCUGCCCAAUAAAGUUGAAAUCAUCAACCAAAUGUCCUCCUCUGUUUUAUUACUGCAAAAAAGUCACUGAAAAAAAUGUUGUGCAAAAUAUCUAUGAAACGUUAUUACUGAAUUUUAAUAUAUCAAAACUGGCCUAUUGACAUCAAUACCAUUGAUAUUUGCUGAUAUCGUCCAAUUUGGUGGUGUUAACUGGUUAUGAAGACUUAGCCACCCAGGGGAUUUAAACCAAUCAGAAAUGGAAAAAAUAUUUAAUAUGUAAAUUAAAUAUCAUUGUAUCAACAGCCACUAACAGUUUUCAUUUUCAUGUGUAUCUCUAGGUAAUGCAUGCCAGGUCUGGUGGGAACCUGGAGGUGAUGGGACUUAUGCUGGGAAAAGUUGAUGGUGAUACCAUGAUUGUAAUGGAUGCGUUUGCUCUGCCUGUAGAAGGAACUGAAACAAGAGUGAAUGCUCAGGCAGCUGCGUAUGAGUACAUGGCAGCAUAUACUGAAUCUGCUAAAUUGGUGAGGUGUGAUCUAAAAAGACUACUGACAAACCUGUAUUAAGCGGUCACCCUUUAUUAAGCAUUCACUUUCUUAAGUCCCCUAAAGCAUAUUUUCUCUUAAUUACUGUAAAACUGACCUGUAUCAAGUGGUCACAUCUGUUAAUGGUCGCAGUCACCUUUUCUGUGGUGUUUUUCUGUUAUUUGUUGUUUUCACAUCCAUUGAACUCUCACUUUCUCAAGAUGCAAGUGCAAUAGAUACACUGAGCACUGCAUUCAGUGGUCUAGUUUUACUCUCUUUUCAUUUGGCGCAAGCAGAGGUAGAAACACUCUGAGGUCAACUUGUCAUGUUAUGGAUACUACCCUUUGCCACCGUCUAUUUUCUUGAUCAAGCCUUUGGUUUGUCAAACCUGUAUUAAGUGGUCAGUUAACCAUUCUCCAAGGGUGACUGCUUAAUGAAGGUUUGUCUGCAUUGCAGUUUGAUUGGAAACCUGCUAUUUAAUUACACAAAAAGUGAAUACUUGACUGAUAUUCUUGCUCCUCAUUAAUUUCUGAACCAUGUGCAUGUGAAGGGUUGAAGUUUUGAUCAAACAGUUGUACAUGUAUGGUGCCUGGUGUUUAAUCAUACAAUCAGUUUUCUCCCCCUUUCCUUCUUUCUAAAAAAUUCUAUUGAAUUAGUUUAUUUUCUAGUAAGUACAGUAUACAGUAUAAGUGCCUAUAAACGUGAUUGUGUGUGUACGUCCAUACCAGGUGGGUCGUUUGGAGAAUGCAAUUGGAUGGUAUCACAGUCACCCUGGGUAUGGGUGUUGGUUAUCAGGAAUUGAUGUUGGAACACAGAUGGUCAAUCAACAAUUCCAAGAACCUUUUGUAGCUAUUGUGGUGAGUAAAUUCACAUUCUUGAUAUGCAGUCUAGGGUUCCUCAUUUUUAAAAGUUGUAGAUAAUAAAAUAAUUAUUUAAUAGUUAUUCAAAUUUUACGUAAAUGAAUUUCCAUUGCAGGAGAGUUAAAAAACCUUUACCCAUGGAUGUAUAAAUUUAUAUAAGAAUAAAUUAUUAAUGAUACCUGCGUCCAAGUCUUGUACCAUGUUUUAUUUAGGGACUUUAUAAAUGAGAAGCACAUCUGUGAAAUGAUAUUUUACAUUGCUUUUAUUAAUACUUACAGUAGUUGCAUUGAGUAAGAACUCUAACUUACACUUUACCCUUACAGUCAAUAGAGGUUCACAUAAUGGGCCUGGGAGCAGUUGUUUCUACUGAAUAGUUUAAAUGCUUGUAAUGUAGUAAGAAAUAACAAAUAGGUGGAGCGCCCUGCUCUCUUGUUUUAAAAAGCGUGAUCAUAAAUGCAGUCAUUUGUAUAUGUUUCCUUGGCUAAAUUUACAGUUUCUUCUCUCCUACUUCCAAAAUUUGCAAUUUUUUUUGUUUUUAUUACACAUUUUACAGAUUGAUCCUACACGGACUAUUUCAGCAGGAAAAGUAAAUUUAGGAGCAUUCAGGACAUAUCCAAAGGUGAAACAUUGUCUAGAGAUAUGUAAAUGUCCCGAGAAACGGAGAAUAAUAAUGUCUUAAUUUAAGGACCAUGUCACCGGGUCAAUAUUUUCAUUCAGAGUAUCAUUAUUUCUUUACUGCACAUGAUGAUGAUUAUUUUUUUCUCUAAACAAAACCAACUUUCUUAUCUUUGUGUCAGGGUUAUAAGCCUCCAGAUGAAGGACCAUCAGAGUAUCAAACAAUUCCUUUAAACAAGAUUGAAGACUUUGGAGUGCAUUGUAAACAGUAUGUCCUUGUUCCUGUAAUUAUUGGUCCAUUGUACUAGUUCAGGUUUACCAGGCUUGAAGCAAGUAUUAAGAAGCAACCGAAGCAAAUGAUUUUGGGAAAAAGAGUUAAAAUAAGUUAUUUGAAAUAACUCCUAAGAAAAGGUUCUUAAGGGAACCCGAGAAAAUUUUAUUUUUAAUUUCACGGGAAUUAAGAAAAAACAGGUAAAGUCAUCAUGCAUAAGAUUUUUUUUGUGAUAUUUGAAGCUUUCGUGAAGUUUGUCCUCUCGGGCUCCUACAUUAAAGGAACCGUUUGGAGUUAUUUCUAUCUUAUAACUGUCUUAUAACAUUUAUAGCCCCUGAAAAGUGUAAAAACGAAUGCAAUGCGUUUAAAUAAUUAAAUUUAUUAUUCUAGUACAAGGUUUUUGUCCACUGAAAAUUAAAAUUACUCAAUUUCCUAAUGGAUUUCAUCUUAAAUUAUGAAAUAAAUCAUGAUUUCAAUACUGUCAUUUGCAGAUACUACUCGUUAGAUGUUUCUUAUUUCAAGUCAUCACUAGACAGAAAGCUUCUUGAGAUGCUUUGGAAUAAGUACUGGGUUAACACACUCUCUUCUUCAAGUCUUCUUACAGUAAGUACCUUUAGCUUUUUUUUAUUAUAAAGGUAGCAAUAAUAUAAUAAGGAUUACAUGUAACAGGUUCUGUACAUAAUGUCUUUUUAAUGUAAGAUUGUCCUUCGUUAAUCCUAAAACCACCUAUAAAAUGAAUUUACUUUGAGACACAUGAGGUUGACAAACACCAUAAAUAACUCGUAUCUAAAACUUUUCUUAUAGUAGAUUAAAACAUCCUGAUCUAAGGUGCGAGCAACUGAACACUUCUGUUCAUGAAGUUAGCUGAGCCUAACUUAUACAGUAGCUACAAACUUUUAUUAUUACCAAACUGACGUGAAAAAAGUAAACUAUUUGAAAGCAUGUUAAGAGUAGAGCUUAUGACUAUUGGGCCUGUUGUUUUGUUAAUGAAAUGAUAACUAUAGAUGCUGUGUACUAGCCAAAGUCAAAGUGAGUAUGAUAAUUUUAUCUCACCUGUUUUCAGAAUGCAGAUUAUACCAAUCAUCAGAUUGCAGAUCUUUCAGAGAAGUUAGAGCAAGCUGAAUCUCAAGUAAGAAGCCAAAUCAGAGUGAAUCAUUUGUGCUUGAUUGUAAAUCACAUCCCCAGGGUUGCAGCUCAUCUGUCAAGCAGUAGACAGUGUCUGUAGGACACAAAGAUCAUUAACUGGACAAUCUGGAGAAUCAUGUUUUGGUGGAGAUUCUCUUUGUGUGCAAAGUUGAUUUUUGUUUUUUUUUUUGUUUAUAAAACUUUCCUCAAGUCAGAAGAGCAAUAUUUUCUGUCCACCAAAAAUAAAUACACUGUAUGUCCAGAAGUAAUUUCUAAAUGGGUGAACAGGACUGCGACUCAUUGUGUUGAGACUGGGAAAUAUUAUCAUGAUUGUCCAGGAGAUGGGCCCAGAGACUCAUAAAAAAGUUUAUUUUCAACAAAAUUACUGAACAUGCUGCAUUGCUUGGAUGAGAGACACUCCAAAGAGUGUUCUAUAACCUCAAAUCGUCAAAAUAAGAUUUAUUUCUCAGAAUCACAGUUAAGAACUACUUUACUCUGGGAUUCAGUGUUCAAGUUUAAUCUAUUUUCAGACAGCAGACUCAUAUCAAUAUAAUUAAUAGAUAGAGAAUUUCCGUAUAAUUUUUUCUUUAAUAUUUGACUGUUAACUGUUUUUUCGUAUCUCCCUGUAGGUUGGUCGUAUGGGUAGUUUUAUGAUGGGUAUGGAUCAAGACAAGAAGGAAGAAGGAAAGCUAGCAAAAACAACCAGAGACAGGUAUAUAAAAUAAUACUUUAAUACUUAGACAAGAUAACAGAUUAACAACUGCUUGUCUGUUUGCUGGUUAUUAAGAGCAGUUUCAUUAUCUUUAUUAUCUUUGCUACAUAGGUCUGUGAUCCAGUUUCACUCCUACUAUUAUGUAACUGUGGGAAAUGAUUUAUGA
Porites evermanni is the source of this 6373-nucleotide messenger RNA. The record is from the annotation of a GenBank genome assembly. NCBI's taxonomy places the organism in Eukaryota, Metazoa, Cnidaria, Anthozoa, Scleractinia, Poritidae.